UAUUCCAGUGAUACAGAAGCAGCAGUAAGCCGUCGAGUAAAAGUUACAAGAGCCGAAGUACGAGUAAUAAAAGAAAAUCCCCUGGAAAAAGGUGCCAAGUGAAUUUCUUAUCGGGUCAGGUGUAAACUAGUGCAGAAAUGUCGCAGCCAGAUAACGCGGAACGUGAGCAAACUGCGGCAGUCGCAAUGCCCGAGGCCUGCCAAGGUUGCCGCGGCCAGCUGCCACGUGCCACACCCGUGGAGGUGGAGGACAUGGCCUCCCCGCCGCUGGAGAAGCUAAUUCGCAAGGCCCAGAUGGCCCAAAAGAUGCUGAGCGACGUCAUGGAGCAGCUCCAGAAACAGCAGCAGCAAGAAUCUCCUUCCAAGAAGUCCAAGUCCAAGCAGCACAGAUCCGAAGGAGGUAAAAGCCGCCGGCACAAGACCUCCAGACAUGGUCAUCACUCUAGCUCCUCCUCUUCCAGCUCCGGUUCGGGGAAUAGCGAUUGUGAGCUGAUCGCAGUACAGCGGCAGGAGGAGAUGCCCUCGAGGAGCAGGCGACACAUUCGCGACGAUCGUAAGCGGGAUCGAUCCCGGUCCCGAGGACGUUCUCGUGGCCACUCCCGGGGUCGCUCCCAUGGACGUUCUCGUUCCAGGUCCUACACCGAUUCCCGACGCAGCGGAGCUCUGCCCCUGGCUCUGCCCGUAAGGAUUUCCGUGUGAGUAUCCUGGCUAAAUUAAGUAU
Messenger RNA from Drosophila bipectinata, 720 nucleotides. Its product is annotated as RNA-binding motif protein, X-linked 2. NCBI's taxonomy places the organism in Eukaryota, Metazoa, Arthropoda, Insecta, Diptera, Drosophilidae. The record is from RefSeq and is a predicted model, not a curated record.